AGGCAGCAGGGAGUGACAGAGACCAGACCAGACACACACAGCCUUUCCAGCGCCAGCGCUGUGGAUGGGGAGCGGCCACCAGGCUUGAAAGAAGCCCAGAGCUGGGCACUGCACACGGUGCAUUUUAAAUAGUGUCAGAGAGCAAUUCACCUCGCCAAGGGAGACAUGACCCUUAACUCCUCUACUGAAGAUGGAAUUAAAAGAAUCCAAGAUGACUGCCCCAAGGCUGGCAGGCACAAUUACAUAUUUGUCAUGAUCCCUACUCUCUACAGCAUCAUCUUUGUGGUGGGAAUAUUUGGAAACAGCUUGGUGGUGAUUGUCAUUUACUUUUACAUGAAGCUAAAGACUGUGGCCAGUGUUUUUCUUCUGAAUCUUGCCCUGGCUGAUUUAUGCUUUUUGUUGACUUUGCCACUGUGGGCAGUCUAUACCGCUAUGGAAUACCGAUGGCCCUUCGGCAACCACCUAUGUAAGAUCGCUUCUGCCAGCGUCAGUUUCAAUCUCUAUGCCAGUGUGUUUCUGCUCACGUGUCUCAGCAUCGAUCGCUACCUGGCCAUUGUCCACCCAAUGAAGUCUCGCCUCCGCCGCACGAUGCUGGUAGCCAAAGUCACCUGCAUCAUCAUCUGGCUAAUGGCUGGCUUGGCCAGUUUGCCAGCCGUCAUCUACCGAAACGUAUAUUUCAUCGAGAACACCAAUAUCACAGUUUGCGCUUUUCAUUAUGAAUCUCAGAACUCAACACUCCCCAUUGGACUGGGUCUAACAAAGAACAUUCUGGGCUUCGUGUUCCCUUUCCUUAUCAUUCUCACCAGCUAUACUCUUAUUUGGAAAGCCCUAAAGAAGGCUUAUAAAAUUCAGAAGAACACGCCAAGAAAUGAUGACAUCUUUAGGAUAAUUAUGGCGAUUGUGCUUUUCUUCUUCUUUUCCUGGGUUCCCCACCAAAUAUUCACUUUUCUGGAUGUGCUCAUUCAGCUGGGCAUUAUCCGUGACUGUGAAAUUGCUGACAUUGUGGACACCGCUAUGCCCAUCACCAUCUGCAUAGCUUAUUUUAACAAUUGCCUGAAUCCUCUGUUUUAUGGCUUUCUGGGGAAAAAAUUUAAAAAAUAUUUCCUCCAGCUUCUGAAAUACAUUCCCCCAACGGCCAAGUCACACGCAGGCUUGUCAACAAAAAUGAGCACUCUUUCCUACCGCCCUUCAGAUAACAUGAGUUCAUCUGCCAAAAAGUCUGCAUCUUUUUUUGAAGUGGAGUGAGAGGGUUCAAAGCCUGCAAGUGAAGUGAUUUCCUGACAGCAGAAGCCAGAGGACCAUUUGGGCUAAGCAGCUCACUCACUACCGAAGGAGUGUUCAACCUCCAGCAAUCCUUUCAGGGUUGAAGCAGAGAAAGUGCUCAGUGUACACAUUUUCAAAAGUGGGAAACAAAAGCUUUUUUCCCCUUUAAAACAAAUUGGAGCAAAGCCACUGUUAACCGCCUUUUUUUGUUGACUGAAUAACUGCUUUAAGGACAAUGUCAGAAAUUGAGUGGCUGUAUGGAUUUGGGGGUUAGGGAGGAGGUGUACUAGCAGAAACGUAAUGUCUCCAGUCCCCUCUCAAUUCUGUUACUUUUGAUUUCCACUUGAAGGUAUUUAGAAGCUAUUAAAUCUGUAGACAAUCAAAAGGAGAUGGGAGGUCAAGAGUUUCUAAGGGUCCAGGAAGCUACCCAUCUGUUUAGUUACUAGUGACUAUGACACCAUUGUUCCUGACACAACACAGUUAAGACUUGCUAGACAGUAGUCAUCAAGUUUCAAAAUGCUUUGUGAAGUUCAGCCAGUGUCUUAAGAAUUCAGAGCCAUGUGCCAAAACAGUACCACAGAACAGCUUGCCUGAAUAAUGUCUUACUGUAGUUGCAAAGCCAAACUGCUUGUCAAGCUGUGAUUCUGUCCCAGAUAGUUGUGUCUUCCUAGUUGGAUCAGUUUAAUUUCAUAUCUAAGAAAUGUAUAAUUUCAUAUCUAAGAAAUGUAUAUGAAAUGUAUAUGAAAUGUAUAAUUUCAUAUCUAAGAAAUGUUAAGCAGAUUUAUCAUAAAGUAUGUUUUAUGGUUCUAAAAAUGUAUAUUUUAUAUAUGUUAUGUAUAUCUAUAUCUCUAAGCUGUUGUUUGAUUGAAGUUGUAGCAAAGUUGUAUUUAUCUUGAAAUAAAAAUUUAUCAUAAUAUA
Molecule: messenger RNA, 2181 nt
Organism: Rattus norvegicus (Norway rat)
Lineage: Eukaryota; Metazoa; Chordata; Mammalia; Rodentia; Muridae
Gene: Agtr1b
Product: angiotensin II receptor, type 1b
Exons: 2
Coding region: 166-1245 (359 amino acids)
Biological process (GO): phospholipase C-activating angiotensin-activated signaling pathway; positive regulation of branching involved in ureteric bud morphogenesis; G protein-coupled receptor signaling pathway
Cellular component (GO): plasma membrane; membrane
Molecular function (GO): angiotensin type II receptor activity; G protein-coupled receptor activity
Source: RefSeq, marked validated